Messenger RNA from Myxocyprinus asiaticus (Chinese sucker), 3916 nucleotides. RefSeq names its product succinyl-CoA:glutarate-CoA transferase (gene sugct). The coding region runs from base 175 to 1512 and encodes 445 amino acids. NCBI's taxonomy places the organism in Eukaryota, Metazoa, Chordata, Actinopteri, Cypriniformes, Catostomidae. The transcript is spliced from 14 exons. The record is from RefSeq and is a predicted model, not a curated record. Gene Ontology annotation, molecular function: catalytic activity.
AUAGUCUGAAGGUCUGUUCCUGCGUAAAACUGACCGUUGUGCUCAUUUGCAAACAUUUAGAACGCACGACUAGCGUCAGAAGAGAUUUCUGCAUGGGCUGUAAAAAUGUAAUUCGGAAAUAAUGCUUGGAGGCGGGACUUUUAUGUACGCUGCCCUUACAAACAUUGAGUCAACAUGUCGGGUAGCGCUGCUGUCAUUAGAGUUUCAUCUCUUCUUAGCAGAAAACCACCGUUUCUACAGUUGAUUCAGGACAACUGUGUGAAAAUAAGACGACCAUUCUCUGCCGAGCUGCAAGGUCAAGGUCAGACAAGACCACUAGAUGGCGUCAAAGUCUUAGAUCUGACAAGAGUACUGGCUGGACCUUUUGCUACUAUGAUAUUAGGAGAUUUGGGAGCAGAGGUGAUCAAAGUUGAAAGACCAGGGUUAGGUGAUGACACAAGGGCAUGGGGCCCUCCGUUUAUCGGGGAAGAGAGCGCUUAUUUUUUAAGUGUCAACCGGAACAAAAAGAGCAUUGCUGUUAAUCUUAAAGAUCCAAAGGGGACCAAACUUGUAACAGAGCUUGCCAAAGUCUGUGAUGUUCUGGUGGAGAAUUACUUGCCUGGGAAACUGAAUGAGAUGGGACUUGGGCACGAAGAGUUGCGAGAAGUGGCCCCUCAGCUCAUCUAUUGCUCUAUCUCAGGCUAUGGACAGACAGGCCCUGAAUCACACAAGCCUGGCUAUGACUCCAUUGCGUCUGCAAUGUCUGGAAUGAUGCACAUUACUGGUCCAGAGGAUGGAGACCCAGUCAGGCCAGGCGUGGCUAUGACAGAUCUUGCCACUGGUUUGUACACUCAGGGAGCUAUAAUGGCCGCUUUGCUGCAGAGACAAAGGACAGGAAGGGGCCUUCACAUAGACUGCAAUCUUCUGUCAUCACAGGUUGCUUGUCUAACUCACAUUGCUGCUAACUACCUCAAUGCUGGUAAAGAGGCCAGACGAUGGGGAACUGCACACGAGAGCAUUGUCCCUUAUCAGGGUUUCAAGACCAAAGAUGGAUAUCUUGUUGUGGCAGCGGGAAAUGACCAGCAAUUUAUGAAAGUGUGCAAAGUUCUGAGUUUGAAUGGACUGGCAGAGAGCCCGAAAUACAAAAGCAACACGUUAAGAGUUCAGCACCGGAAAGAGCUGUUGGAGGUUCUGUCUGAGAGGUUCAUGGAGAAGACGACCGGGGAGUGGCUGAGACAUUUUGAAGGCACAGGCGUCCCCUGUGGCCCUAUUAACAAUAUUCAGCAGGUGUUCACAAACGCACAGGUUGCUCACAAUGGCCUUAUUUUGGAGAUGGACCACCCAACAGCAGGAAGGGUAGCGGUGCCAGGCCCUGCAGUGCAGUUCAGUAGUUUUGAAUUCAGCAAGCCGAUUCCUCCCCCUGUGAUUGGCCAGCACACCGUGCAGGUUCUCAGAGACAUCUUGGGAUACAGCGAUGAUGUCAUAAAGCAACUUCUGGCCUCACAGACUGUCAGUCAGAAUGAGGUGCACUGAUGACAGGAUAUGGAUUUGGAAACUCCUCAGGCUAUGAUAAAUUCUGCUUAACCACACAGUCCUCUAAUGAUCGAUCAGCAUGCCAAUAACAUAAGCACUGCCUUCCCUCUUGACUCUGCGAUGAUAAUAAUGUGAUUAAUCAUAUGAAUGUCCAUCAGAGAGGAAACUGCAAAUGUGAAAAUAAUGACAUAAUGACGCAUUCAGUUCACACACAAGAAUCUUUGCUGCCAAAUGACAUGUCUUUUCAAGCAUCAUUUAGAUUUUACACUAUCCAUAAUGUAAACACAAAUGAUUUCACUCUCUGAAUGAUCAAUAAUAUACACACCCUUAAAGUGAUAUUUCACCCAUAUGUUGUUCCAAAGCAUAUGACUUUUUUCCUUCAUGGAAUACAAAAGGAGAUGUUAGUUAGAAUGUUAGCCUCAGUCACUAUUCACUUUCAUUGCAUGGAAAAAAAAAGAUGUAAUCAAAUGAAUGGUGAAUACAAUUCUGCAUAACAUCUCUUUUUGGGUUCCCUGAAAAAAAGACAGUCAUACGGGUUUGGAACACCAUGAAGGUUUCAUUCUUUGGGUGAAGUAUACCUUUAACACACGAUUUACCUCAGUUCUGUGAGUUCAGUGUAAUGAGACUAAUAAAACAGUACCUGGGUAAAUCUCUUAAAAACUGUCAAAAAGUUUUAUAUUUCACUCUAUAAAAAAUAAAUAAAUAAAUGACAUUUUGUUUUGAAGCUUGUUUUAAGGGCCAUUAAGAUUUUUACAUCAUUUUCAUGAUAACUGUGUUACAUUAAAAAUAAAUAUAACAUAUUAUAAACAUAAAAACAAAAGCAAUAAACAUAUUAUAUCAUAAUUGAAAAUAAGAGAGAAAAUAAGUUCACUUCCACCUCUAAAAAAAGAAAUUUAGAAAUUUGACAUUUCAUAAUAAAUAGGAGGUGUUCUUAACCUUGUGCGACCCUGCGUUCACAUGCGUGGACAUUGUAUUUUGACUUCGCUAUAUGCAAUGCAUAAUUUUAAUUCAUUUAAACUGACUGAUCUCAGUUCAGGAGUCUCCGUCCUGUCAGUAAAGGGUUAAACUUCUGACGUACUUCUGGAGUCAUGUGACAAAACAACAUGGCGCUGAUCACAGCGGAGUUUGUCUUUGGGAGAAACACCAACAAAACUACAUCUGGUAAGAAACCUAAAUACAUGAGUCAAAAGAUUACAAUUUCUAGUUCCAUCCGAUAUGCCAUUUUUAAAAUUUGAGCAGUUUAUUGCGAAACGGCAUGCUGCUAAACGCGGUGUACACUAAUGUGUACUUUGGUGCAUUUUUUCCUUAGAAAUCCUAUAUUUACUGUGCAUUAUCACAUUGGGAAUAAAUGGGUUCAUCCAAAAGCUGAAAAAUGUUGCUUUCAGAGACUUUAUAUGGAGUUAGGAUAAAAAUAUUAUUCAUUUUAAACUGUUCUGAGACCAGUGCAGACAGACAGCACACUGGAGGUUAAGUCAUUCACUAAAUAGCUUUCUAUGCAGCUAAGUGCAUUCAUUCCUAAAAUCUGACAAAAAGUUCAGUUUCAGGCUGCAGAUGAUGUUUGGACCACUCAACAUGUUUGGCAGACAUGAGACAAUGAUCAGUAUAUAGAUUCAGAAUUUAUAAUAUAACAUUUUAUUUUAACAUGGUUGGCAGUGAUUGGAUGAUGCUGGCCAUUAUUUGUAUCAGAAUUAAUUAUGCUAAUUUCUGAUGUAAUGUCUGUAACAUCUCAAAAACAUAAAUAAUCAACAUUCCUGGAAACAUAAUAAACAAUUUGAUUAAAAAAAGUGGACUUUCUAUAGCUUGGUAUUACUGUAUUUAAUACUUCACAGCUUAGUCCCGCUGUCCACAUAUGUUGCCAUCAGUUUUUAGGAAAAAUAUUGGUGCUACUAAUUACAAAUUGAAAAGGGAAAUAGAACUUACACAGUCACACUCGGGUCUCAGGAGGUUAAUAAGGACAUACGUAGAACAAUGACUGAAGUAUUUGAAUCUUAAUUUUGUUCAUUUGAAUUCUAGAUGUGACAAUUAACAAAAUUGAAGAUUUUUGUGGCUUAUUUUUAUAAAUGUGUAUUUUUAACAGCAGAUUUUUUGUUUUACUUUUUAGAGGUGGAUGUAGCUAUAAAUAUUUUCUUAUUAUAGUUUAAAAUUUUCAGAUUAAGAAGAAAUGUAGAACUCCAAAUACAAAUGUCAAAUUCAGAUCAUAGACAUUUAGAUCGUAAACAAACUAUUAAAGCUCCAUAUUUGUUACUAACAUUUUAAAACCACAGACAAAUUACAUACAACAAACAAACAUAUAUUUGUUGCAGUAUAGCAUCUGAUAUCUUGCCCUUUGUUGAAAAGUCUCUUGAGUAAUUCACUCAAUAACAUCACUGGAAUGUCCAAAAAAAUAAAAAAUAAUCCAGAUGUG